Molecule: messenger RNA, 3550 nt
Organism: Pelodiscus sinensis (Chinese soft-shelled turtle)
Lineage: Eukaryota; Metazoa; Chordata; Testudines; Trionychidae
Source: RefSeq, a predicted model, not a curated record
GCGGGUAAGAUAGAAGCUGGUUGCCAGAGCUAAGGAACGCCGUAGGCAGUGGCAAGGCCUUGUGAGUUAGCUGAGCGCUGUGGAGGGGACCUCGCUUUCCGCAUAGUCAAUAGUCAAGGCUUUCAAGUAGACAUGGAUAAUAGAGGGGCUAUAGCAGAAGUUGAAAAUGGUGACACUUCCCUUGACUUGAACAGACUAACAUUAAAAUCUCAUCGUUACACAAAAGCAGAACUCUUGGAUAUUAAAGAGCAUCCCCACUCUAAACGGAGGCCUUCAUGUCUUUCUGAAAAACAUGACAGUGAUGGAGUUUGGGACCCUGAGAAAUGGCAUGCAUCUCUGUACUCAAGUUCAGGGCGAACUUCACCAGUGGAAGGGUUCAAAAGAGACUUGGAUUCAGACUGCACUUCUCUCGUGCGCAGGAUAGUUGAUCCUAGGGAGUGGGUGAAAGAUGAUGCUUUGGAUGUAGUCCUAAGUCCUCAAAGGCGGAGCUUUGGAGGAGGCUGCCACGUGACUGCAGCUGUAAGCUCACGUCGAGCAGGAAGCCCUUUGGAGAAGGAGAGUGAUGGUGUUCGUGUUACUGGUGGACGCAGGAUUGGCAGUGGGAGAAUAAUCUCUGCCCGUAAUUUUGAUAAAGACCAUCGGGGCAGUGAAAAGGGCAUGCAUGAUACUAGAGAUGUGCGGGACAGAGAUCGUGAGAGGGACUACAAAGACAAACGUUUCAAGAGGGAAUUUGGGGAUAGCAAACGUGUCUUUGGGGAACAUAGAAGGAAUGAUUCUUAUGCCGAGGAAGAGCCAGAGUGGUUCUCUGCUGGACCCACAAGUCAGUCUGAAACCAUUGAGCUCACUGGAUUUGAUGAUAAAAUACUAGAGGAAGAUCAUAAAGGACGAAAACGAACAAGACUGCGCACAGCCUCUCUGAAGGAAGAAUGCAGUGGUGAAGUGGCAGAAGAGGAUGAAGUGCAGUCUGUCCUUGCCCCUGAAACUGCAGCAGAUCGUGAAGUUCCCAGGGAAGCUGUUCUACAAGAACCACCACCACCAGGAGAGUUUGACUUCAAUGAGUUCUUUAACCUGGAUAAGAGUGUUCCUGGUUUGGCUUCGGUGAGUGACAUUUUAGGCCAGAUGAUAGAGGAUGUGCUCGGGGAAGGUUCAGUGUCGGCUAGCAGGUUCAGUAGGUGGUUCUCUAAUCCUAGUUCUGGAAGUCAUUCUAGCAGCCUGCGAUCCACACCACAUGAAGAACUGGAGAGGCUAGCAGGUCUAGAGCAAGCCAUUCUCUCCCCUGGCCAGAACUCUGGAAACUACUUUGCUCCUAUUCCAUUGGAAGACCACUCUGAAAACAAAGUGGACAUCCUCGAGAUGCUGCAGAAAGCCAAAGUGGACUUAAAACCGCUCCUCUCAAGUCUUUCAGCCAACAAGGAGAAGCUUAGAGAGAGCACACAUUCAGGAGUUGUACUUUCAGUGGAAGAAGUAGAAGCUGGGCUAAAAGGCCUGAAAAUGGACCAGGAAGAGAGAAUUACUAUUCCGUUUAUGGCAGAACAGAUGGAGGCACUGAAUGUAGCUGGCUCCAGACCACUCAAAGAUGGAGAUAUGUCUGCAUUUAAUAAACUAGUCAGCAGUAUGAAGGCAAGUGGAACUUUACCUUCACAACCCAAGCUCAAUGAGCUGCUUGGUCCACUCAUUGCCAGACCUACUUCAUCAAAUGUUCUUAGUGGCUUGAUAGGUGGCUUGGAACCUGCAUCAUCUUUGCUGAGCCAAAGAGCACCGUCCCCUUUGAUUUCACAGGUGUUUCCAACUCAGGCUGCUUCUGCAGACUACCUCCAUCAUAGGAUCCCCUCGCCAAUUGGUUUUGGACCAAGUUCUCAGCAAUUGCUCCAUGAUCCGUUUCAGGGGAUGCAGAAGUCAAUAGGCCCAGUUGCUGCACAGAUGAGUCCACUGGGGAUGCAGCAAGCGGCUUUAGAGGGAUUAGCUCUACCACAUGACUUAGCCAUCCGGGCAGCGAACUUCUACCAACCAGACUUUGUCAAACUACAAAUGGACAAAAGCAGAGGUGGCUUUAGGAACAGGCAGCAGCAAGUGACUAAGUCUCCUGCACCAGGCCACAGAGGGAAUGUAUCUUCUCCAGCUCCUGCUGCCUCCAUCACUAGCAUGCUCUCGCCUUCCUUUACUCCCACCUCAGUGAUUCGCAAGAUGUAUGAAAGCAAAGAAAAAAAUGAGGAGCCAGUGUAUGGGAAAGUGAAAUCCAGUGACAGUAAAGAUGAAGGUCAAAGGACAAAUGAAGAUAGCUUGGUGAAGACUGCAGAUCAAGAUACUUCACCUGCUGUAGGUACCAAACUAUCUGCAUUGCAACGCUCUGCAUGUUCUACACCACUUUCUCAGCCAAACCAUUGUACCAAAGAACAAGACUACAGACCUAAAUCAACUGGCAGAGACGCUCCUGCAACAGCCUCCCCUGUACCAGGGGCUCCCUUCCUCUGUCCUGUUCACCAGGUACCCCAUGUACCAGUUGUACGACCUGCUCAUCAACUGCAUCCAGGACUGGUCCAGUGGAUGCUGGCACAGGGAGUACAUCCACAACAUCUUCCACUGCUGCAAGCAGGAAUGGACUUGUCUCUCGUACAGGGGAUAUCUACUCCCAUCCUUGGCCAGCCUUUUUAUCCAACAGCCAGCCAUCACCUCUUAAACCCACGCUUGGGAACACCUCUGCAGCUGGCAAUGAUACAACAGCACCUACAGCGAUCAGUUCUCCACUCUCCAGCCUCUGGAGCACAGGGACCUGCUGUUGGUGUUCAGAAUGUGGCAUCUCGGACUGGGCUGCCUCAUGUAUCCUCACAGCUUGACCAUUGCACCAACCAGAGAAGUGAUUCACCUAUUGGCCUUGCAAAAUGGUUUGGCUCAGAUGUUUUGCAACAGACCCUUCCUUCCAUGCCAUCCAAAGUAAUCAGUGUAGAUGAACUGGAAUAUCGGCAGUGACUUCUAGGAGAGUGGGUAGCUCUUUGUUUAGAUUGGAACGAGUCCUGAUAGUAUGUUGUACUUCACCUGUUUGUUUUGGGGCUUUAAUAUUCUGUGCAGAACUUUUCAAGAGACUAAAGCACAUGGCACCUGUCCUGGUCUCCAUGGCUUCUUAUGGCUUGGAACCAUGAAGCCUGAAGACAUGUGGGUGCAAUACAAAGCCAAUUUAAUCCUGGAAAUCUCUAUUUUUGUGUUUGUAAAAUAUGUGAAUGAAGGGUUAUCCUUUUGUGUAGAGGGAGUAGCUAAGGGCUCCUCCUGCAGAAAAUAUACAAACAUUGUGUAUAUACCUUUUUUUGUACAGAUGUACAUAAGAUUAGCUGAUAAGUUGAGCUUUAGUUGUACCUAUGGUUUGGAUCUCUUCAUUGUUUAUGUGGGACUUCUGUUUAAUCUUAAAGUUGCAGAUGUGAAGUGUGAGAGUGAACAAGAUAAAGCUGAUUUACCUCUUGAUAUCUUUCACAUCUCCCUCUCCGAGCAUAUUUCUCCUUGUCUUAUGUAAUGUGUAGGUUCAGUGUAGCUGAACCUUGAAGUAAAAGCCUACAACUUG